Molecule: messenger RNA, 2242 nt
Organism: Fundulus heteroclitus (mummichog)
Lineage: Eukaryota; Metazoa; Chordata; Actinopteri; Cyprinodontiformes; Fundulidae
Exons: 11
Coding region: 118-1740 (540 amino acids)
Biological process (GO): vitamin A metabolic process; NAD+ biosynthetic process; retinoic acid biosynthetic process
Cellular component (GO): mitochondrion; cytosol
Molecular function (GO): nicotinate-nucleotide adenylyltransferase activity; lipid binding; nicotinamide-nucleotide adenylyltransferase activity
Source: RefSeq, a predicted model, not a curated record
CGGAACACUUAAUCACUCACUACACGAAGCAGGGGGACGGGAAUAACUGUUACACGCCAACGAAAUGUGAACAUUGAAGGUUACCCUGAGGCCCACAGAGUGAGAGAGUCAACCGCGAUGGCCUCCCGCCGCGUGCCGCUGGUGUUGUUAGCCUGUGGCUCUUUCAAUCCAAUCACCAAUCAGCACAUGAGGCUGUUUGAGCUGGCCAGGGACCACAUGCAAAGCACAGGCCAGUACAAGGUGGUGGGGGGCAUUGUGUCUCCAGUGAGUGACGGCUAUGGAAAGCAAGGCCUGGUCCCUGCAAAGCAUCGCAUCGCUAUGGCAAGGCUGGCCCUUCAGAGCUCUAACUGGGUCACAGUUGAUGAAUGGGAGAGCCAGCAGCCAGACUGGACGGAGACGGUGGUCACCAUGAGGUAUCAUUAUGGGCGGAUUCUGAAAGAAUAUGAGCAGAGCAGAGGAAUGCACAGUGACUCCAGUAGAAACUUUGCUCCCCCCUCAAGCCCAUCACCCCAGCUAAAGCUGCUGUGCGGCGCCGAUUUCCUCUCCACCUUCAAGAUCCCGGGCUUGUGGCUGGAGGACCACGUGGAGGAGCUGGUCAAGCGUUUUGGCCUGGUGUGCGUCAGUCGAGGGAGUUUGCUGCCCGAGCGGGCGGUGCACGAGUCCGACACCCUCUUCCGCCACAGGGAAAACAUUUUCCUGGUGAGGGAGUGGGUGAGGAAUGAGACAAGCGCCACAGAGGUCCGCCGGGCACUGAGACGGGGUCUGAGCGUGAAAUACCUGAUCCCUGACUCUGUGUUAGAGUACAUUCACCAGCACAACCUCUACACCGAGGACAGCGAGAGGAGAAACGAGGGCACAGCGCUGAGACCGCUUAUCAAACAAGCUCAUCAGCCGAUAAAGAGUCUGGAUGACGGACGAGGAGGAGUUGCCAUGGCCGAGAGUGGGAGGAAGAACCUGGUGUGGGACAUCAGGAAAAGCCUGCUUACCUUGUCAGCCAAGGAACUCUUCGAGGUCGCCAAAGAUGUGGGUCCAGCUGCAGGACAGGACCAACCCGAGCUCGAAGAGGGAGACCAGGAGGGUUGCUUCGACUACAUCAGUUCUUUCAUGUACACACAAAGCACAGAGGUGUGUUUUGUUGUUUUUAUGGUGUGUUGUUUUGGCAUUAUUUGUCUAUCUGCAUGCUUCAGGUUCCCCUCAGUGCCGCAUACACUCAGGGGAUUGAGACAUUACACGGAUUAUCGGCCGUGGGAGGCAAAGAGGGAGCGGCCGCGCACAGCUCUGCGGACCUCCCUGACCUCCAGUCUGAGCGGAAAAGCCGCAGAAGAAAGCGCCGAGAUGCCUGUUGAUCUGAACGGAUACUGGAAAAUGAUUUCCAAUGAAAACUUUGAGGAGUACAUGAAGGCGCUGGAUGUGAAUGUUGCCAUCAGAAAAAUCGCCCUGUUCCUGAAGCCCGACAAGGACAUCGUUCACGACGGGGACCACUUGGUCAUCAAGACCCUCAGCACCUUCAAGAACUACAACAUGGACUUCUACGUGGGCAAGGAGUUUGAGGAGGACCUGUCAGGGGUCGACGACAGGAAAUGCACGACCACCGUCAACUGGGAGGGAGACAAACUGGUGUGUGUUCAGAAGGGAGAGAUUGAAGGAAGGGGCUGGACCCACUGGGUGGAGGGGGAUGAGCUUCAUCUGGAGCUGAGAGCUAAAGGCGCUGUUUGCAAGCAGGUUUUCAAGAAAACCUAAACUGGCCCUCUUAGCCAUACAGACUGCUCCAACAGAAACUGGCUGUGGGAGACACAUCACUUGCACCUUACACUACAACCUCCAGCAUGCUUUGAUCCUGCUACCAUCCUGUUAUGCACAAACAACACACGUUUAUCUUUAAUUUGAGUUGUUGCCUUAGUUAUCAGGACAGGUAGGCAUGAAACCAUGCAGCAAUGCUGUGUUAUUGUCUCAGGGCAGAUGAUUCGAUAAGCAGGUUUAGAUGAGCUGAACACAUGCACGCUGACAGCUGCGGCUGAGCUGAAAGUUGGCAAAGACCGAGAAAAUUAUGAGAUUUAGCGGAAUGCUAUAAUAUGGUAGUUCUUUAGGAAAUUGCUCUGAAUAUAAACCGAUGACAUCUGGUUGACCAAUUUGAUCAGUCCCCAGAAUAAACAUCAAACAAGAUGGGUGCACGGCAUGUAUUUCUCUCAAGUCCUUUGGAAGUGGACGACUGAUAUUAAUGGGAAUUAAUCAAUAAAUGAAG